Talaromyces amestolkiae is the source of this 483-nucleotide messenger RNA. RefSeq lists its product as uncharacterized. The record is from RefSeq and is a predicted model, not a curated record. NCBI's taxonomy places the organism in Eukaryota, Fungi, Ascomycota, Eurotiomycetes, Eurotiales, Trichocomaceae. Bases 1 to 483 code for a protein of 160 amino acids. The transcript has 3 exons.
AUGGGCUACACACACUACUACAAAGUCGAAGACUGGUCUUCUCCUGAGUGGCAGGCUGCUUGGCCGCAACUCAUCCAAGACACUUCCACCAUCAUCGAUGCCGUGCCAGACAUCCCCCUCUCCGGUCCUUGUAGCGUGACAUUUGAGGAAGGAAGGGAUAUACCCAACCCGCCUAUCGCGAACAUCGGUGAUGGGAUCUGUAUCAACGGUGUCGAGGAAGACUCAAACGAAGAUUUUAUCCUGAAAGAGAGCGAACCACGUGGUUUCUGCAAGACCGGCAGGCGUGCAUAUGAUAUGGUGGUUACUUGUGUAUUGCUUAGGGCGUACCGGCUAGCACCGAAUACGUUUCAAUUGAGUUCCGAUGGGUACUGGGAUUGGGAGGAGGAAUGGGUUCCGGCACGGUCACUAUAUCACGAUCUAUGGCCAAAUGAUCCUGAUGACAAGCCCCCUGAAAUUGACGAAGGGGGGGAUGAGAACGAAUAA